UUCCAAUCUUCACCAUGCAGUUCCAGCUCACCUUCAUCACGGCUCUCUUCGCCGCUUCUGCUAUUGCUGCCCCUGUUGCCUCCAACGCGGUCAGCUGCUCCAAUGCUGCUGUUGUUGCGCUCCAGGGUGCAACCAAGCAGGUUUCUGAUCUCAACUCGAACCUCUCGGGUACCACCACCGCUGCCUCGCUCGCCUCUGCCAUCAUUACAGGAUUGGCUGACGACCUGUCGACUCUUCUUAACGGAAUUGUCUUGCCCUGUGAAGCUACCCUGACUUCUCAGGACCAGCAGGACAUCUGCGAUGCUGCUACUACUUUCAUCAACACCGACAAGGCCCUUGUCUCUACUCUCAGUUCCAAGGCUGGUAUUCUCUCCGGCCACAUCCUCACCAUCAAUGUCCUCGCGGCGAUCAACAACCUUGAGACUGCUACCACCAACUACCUGCGCCCGGUGAUAAACAACAUGCCCGUCUGUGGCGGUACCGUCCAGUCUGAGCUCAAGGUACUCGAGUCAGAUAUCAACAGCGCUGUUGCUGCUUUCUAGAUCGAUUUACUAGCAGCUUAUAGACUUGAUUGGUAGAAUUGGCUCGGUGGUACGUAAUCUGCGGG
Molecule: messenger RNA, 607 nt
Organism: Penicillium pulvis
Lineage: Eukaryota; Fungi; Ascomycota; Eurotiomycetes; Eurotiales; Aspergillaceae
Exons: 3
Coding region: 15-542 (175 amino acids)
Source: RefSeq, a predicted model, not a curated record